AUGUCCACCGAUGUAGCAGACUCGACCCCCUCUCUAGGCAGCGCCGUCGUCGUCGACGAAAGCGCGCCAGACACGCCGGCGGAAUUGAAGAAGGAUGGUACCGCUUCGCGCAUGCGCCUCCACAAGGGCAACAUCCCUACCGUGCCCCAGACGAAGGCCUGUCCGAUGUGCCCUGCGAAGUUCACUCGGACAACACAUCUGAGUCGUCAUUUGCGUACUCACACCCGGGACAAAUUGCAUGAAUGCGAUAAAUGCCAUUCCCAGUUCACGCGGAGCGAUCUCCUGACGAGGCAUAAGCGCAGUUGUGGUGAUCCAAACGCCAAUCGUUCUCGCCGAAAGUCGUGCAAAGCAUGUGCUGAUUCCAAGGUGAAAUGCGAUCUGCAACAGCCCUGCUCCAAGUGCCAGGCGCGGGGCAGGGAGUGCGUCUACGUCUCAGGCCACUCCGUCUCUUCUGGUGCACGGGUCACCAAGGAAGAGACGAAGGUUCUCGACGCAUUCGACGAGGAGCUGGCGAAAGUGCUUGCUAAUCCACCCCUUGCUUCGUCAUCAACCGCCCACACCCUGACGCCUGAUGGCUAUCUGAAUCAAGUAGCGGUGCCGAGCGUAGACGCGAGCGCUAUCCCUCUCCCCGCAGGUCCACAGCUUACCACGCCCUUCCCGUCCGCUACAUAUACAUCCUCCACCGUCGACUUUGCGAUCGCCAGUAGUUCCAUGUUUGCUCAGAUCGAUAACCCGGACAUCGCGCACGGCGGCACGCAGGGCGGAAUCAACGACAUGUUCGGCGCCGGCGAGAUAUUCGACGAUCUCCUGGGUGGCAUGUUUGCACCCAGUCAGCAGAUGAUGCCGCCGUCCGAGUUCAGCCACUCUGGGAAGGGUAAGGACGCUAUGGGUGCAUUCCCCGACUUCGGGAAUAGCCAGGGCAGCGAUUCGUCGUUGGCCAGCACCCCCUUCCCUGACGCUUUGUUUGAUCUAUCAACGAUGCCAUUAUCGACGAGCAAUCAGCACCUUUUCGACUAUUUGCCUUCAGCAGGUCCCAGUACCGCGUCAUCAAGCAGUCCCGGGUCGUCGGGCAGUGCGAGUUCGCCCAGUACCAAAGACGCGCAAAGCCAAAGCCUAACAGCCCACGAUGGUCUCUCGCCCGCCUGUCUCCUGACAUACUUGUCGCUAUUCUUCUCCGCAUAUCUUACCAACAUGCCUAUUGUACAUGCGGCGACAUUUGUACGCGAGGGCAGGCACCCGCUGUUGAUAACUGCAAUGGAGACGUGCGGCGCGCUCUAUGUUAAGACCCGCGCAGCCAUCGAUUUCAUCGACCAAAAUCUCGCGAAAGCCCGAGAUGAGCUAGUGGUCGAAUUUGCAAAAGAGGCUUCGUCGCAAGAGUGGCAGCGCCAGAUUGACCUCGUCCUUGCGGCGGACUUGUUCCAGACUGUGGGUCUGUUCCAUCAUAGCUCAGAGCAGCGCUCGUUCUCUAAUGUGUACCACGGUAUAUUUGCUAUGAUGAUCCGCCUCAACGGCUUCGCCGAUAAAUGCAUGGAGUGGAGUCCUCCGGCGGAUAUUAAUGCCUCGAACGUUGAGCAAAUAUGGCGUGGGUGGGCCCGGCAAGAAACAGCCCGGAGAGGCGUCGCUGUGUCAUAUAUGCAUGACUGCUGCCACUGCCUCUACUUCAACCUUCGGCCGACAUACGAGACAGCCGCCUUUGACAUGUAUCUGCCGUGCGAGGAUGCGCUUUGGACCGCAUCAUCGGCCGAGGAAUGGUUUGCCAUUCUCCGCAAACCCUCGCGUUAUGGCACCAUGCAGCAGCGCCUGAGUGGCCCCAGACUGCAGAGGAGCUACGCGAAGCUCGCCGCGCCGAGCGAGGCGCUCUCACCACCACCUGUCUUCAACCCAUGGCAGCAUCUCAUCCUCAUUCAUGUUCUCCUCCGACAGCUAUUCGAGGAGUUUAUUGAAGCGCGAUCACCAGAGUCCGAGGGCGGGCAGCCUGCUGCCGCCCCGGGCACCCAGCCGGAGUACAUCAGCCAGGAGCGCAUCUUCAGCUUCCAGGCGACGCUGCACCGGUGGCUGCAGAGCUGGCUCCAGUCGCCAGAGUCGCCGCAGUACUCAGAACUCGAGCCGCGCUUCGUCGAGCAGGCGCUGCCGUACUACUGGAUCGCGCAGGUCGCCAUUAUGGCAUACCAGGAGCGGCUGCCGCCGUUCUGCACGGGCACGGUGUACCUCGCGUCGGGCGAGGCGAAGUUCCGGCUCAUGAAGAAGUGGGAGAAGCACAUCCGGAAUUUCCUCCGGAGGGGCGGGAAGGAGCCGACGCUGUCGUUUGCUGAGCUGGUGAACGUGCGGCUACGGAAGUGGGAUCCGAAUGCAGGCCACGAAGACGACCCGGUCAACUUGCUCGGGUUCUUCCCGCAGUUAUAG
Molecule: messenger RNA, 2403 nt
Organism: Rhodofomes roseus
Lineage: Eukaryota; Fungi; Basidiomycota; Agaricomycetes; Polyporales; Fomitopsidaceae
Exons: 8
Coding region: 1-2403 (800 amino acids)
Biological process (GO): DNA-templated transcription; regulation of DNA-templated transcription
Molecular function (GO): zinc ion binding; DNA-binding transcription factor activity, RNA polymerase II-specific; DNA binding
Source: RefSeq, a predicted model, not a curated record